CACAACAAAAUUCCAGGAUGGCCGAAACAGAUAAUCACAUUAAUAUCCGCCAUGGUCUCACAGUAGAUAAGGACUGAUGGUUCAUAUAAUUAAUUGUCAUCAGCCUUUUAUUUAUUAAAGAUGGGGAUCCCUCACCUGAUCACCCAUCUUCGUCCCUACUCAGAAAACACAAAUUUCAACGGCCAAAAUGUAAUAAUUGAUGGCCCUGGGUUCGCAUAUCACAUAUUUCACACCUGCUUGGCAGAAGAGCCGGAAGCUCGCAAUCCGUUUGAGGCCUUUCCGUCGUACAAGAAGAUUGGCGAUGCGGCUAUCCGCUGGCUAGAAGAGCUAGAAGGCUUUGGCGUUGAAGUGAAGAAAAUAUACUUUGAUGGAUUUUUGCCUGCCUCCAAAAAAAAGACGAGGUCAUCACGACUCAUGAAUUACACAAAGCAACUGGCUUUGUAUCACGAGGCAUGGCCGCAGGUGAUCCCGAGUGGAAAUGCCCAGCAGAAGCCGAAAGGCAGAAGAUCAAGCAUGUUUGAUCAUAAGUCGUCUGCAGCUGUCUCUGGGCAUGUUCCUGCUAUUCCAUUUCUUGUCCCCGCCAUUCUUGAGAAGCUUCUGGCUUCUCAGCGCUUCCAGGGCAUCACCUCUGUCUCUCCAGGCGAGGCAGAUUUGUACUGCGCAAGGUAUGUGAAAGAUCACGGCGGAACGGUGCUCACAGGCGACUCUGAUCUCCUAGUCCAUGACCUUGGUGCCCUGGGCUCGGUAUCAUUCUUUAAAGACCUUGAAGUUUCCGAACAGUUCAACAUCAAGACGAUUAGGUGCUUCCAGUAUACACCAGCUUUAAUUGUGGAAAGGCUUGACUUAAACCGGUCAUAUGGGCUAAAAUCCUUUGCUUUCGAGAUGGUUAUGGACCCACAUGCAAGUUUACCAAAGCUGAAGCAGAAAUCUAAGGACAUUAAAGCGGUCACGGAUUAUCCAGGCAUGUACACAGACUUCGUAAAGGAGUAUGAGGCCUUGUCCAAGGAAGUUCAUACCACGGAACUCCCAGAAGCUGAUUCUGCAAAAUCCCUUCGAGCUGUGCUCAGGACACUCGAUCCCAGGAUAUCAGAAUACGUUCUUCAAUUUCCUCGGGCGGCUGAGGCGGCUGAGCGUCCGUUUCCUUCUUCAGUUCAGCCAGCUGAAAAUGGGAACAGUGUGGAUAUGUUCCUCCCAUUUCUGCUAGAUUGUCCUUCCAAAACAAGUGCCUGGGAGAUGAGCACGGCAGUUCGGCAAUUAGCUUAUGGUGUGAUGAAUUUAACAGAGCCAAAGGAGAACCAUGUUGUGGCCGUCGUGGAACAUCGACGCCAACAAAAAGGCUCUCGGGGGAGGGAAUGGCAGCUUCCCACUUAUGGUGAGAUAGAAGAAGCAUCCGCAGGAUUAGUUGAGCUAGCGGAAAGUAUUGGUAAGAAAAUGCCUGGUCUCUCGGACUUUGGCCUAUGGAGAGCUAUUGCCCUCCAUCAAGAUUUGGUCUUCUCUUCUUCGGCUGGGAAACAGUCACUGGGGAGCUUGAUAAUUGAGUCGGGGGUGGGGUCGAGAAGGUUAUCGUGGGAUACGAUACACUUUUCCGCUCAAUUGCAAGGCUCCUUCUACUCUUUUCGAAUGCUCAAGCAGAUACUGGGGGUUGCCUUGGUCUCGCAAAACUCGGAGAACAUAUCCGAGGCCUUGAAGAGUUUAUCUAAAUUGCUCGAGUCGUUACCAGAUUUGCAAGCAACGCCAGACGUUCACGCAGACCUGGAACCCUUCAAAUCCUCCGCGGAUCGCAAAGCGCUUUUAGCAGUCAAGACGCUGCUGAACAUAGGAGGACAGGAUAUAACGGACAAUCACAAUCCCAAGUCUACAAAAAAAGAUAAGAAGAAUAAACGGAAGCGGGCGCAGGGGUCAAGCGCGUCGGUGGAGGUCACAAAACGGCCAAAUAAUAUGUUCGACUUGCUAGGCUCGACAUGAAUAACGAGCACCACGUAGAAAAUAUCAGCCGCUUAGAGACGACACAAACUCCCGUUGAAUACGCUCCGUCAAAUACCCCGGGACGGAUGCUCAUUACCGAAUACACUCCCCUAGAUUCUCUUCAACUGAUAUCCUGAUUCCAGUCACCACAUCAUAUUCGCCGCAUCCUGCUCACCACAUCCUCUUCGCCACAUCUUGUUCACCAGAUCGCCUUCACCACAUUGCCUUCCCAGAUUGCCCUCACCCCAACAUCACAAGGCUGAAGCUGCUUCAUCUUGCUCCUAGCUACAAUCACAAUCGACACGUAUUCGCUCUUUUCCUCUCUGAUCUCUGAGAGGAGUUCUGUCUAGCGAUGUCUUCUCUAUUUCCAAGCCUUCCUUUCGAGAUCCGCCACGAAAUUUGGCGUCACUGUGUCCCAGCACCACGCGUUGUCGAGACACGUUAUGAUAAGGCCACUGGCAGAAUUCUCCCAGGCUCUAUGCCUCCAGUUCUGCUCCAUGUGUGCCAAGAGUCUCGCAAGUUUAUUCUCUCCACCGAAACAGGAUUCAGCAUGCAAUUUGGCACGCCAGCAUACCCCGCCGCUGUUUGCUGAAUGUUAAGACCGACGCUGUUCAGAUUGACUAUUCCGCUCUCGAGAACAACAACAUCGAAGCUGCCGAGUUAGAAACCAUUAUUCACCUUGAAAUCUAUGGUGCUACUCUUGCUAAUAAACUUCCUUCUGAUGUUAUCCGCCAACUUGUGAGAUUUCAACAUCUUGAUACAGUAUCACUAGUCACGCGUUGCGCACCACUCCAGAAGCCUACAGGCCUAAAGAUUUUUCUUGCCUACUUUACUUGCUAAUGGAGAACCUCCGUACUUGUUUGACUUCUCAGGACUGCGAUACUUUCAAAGGGCUACUUAUAAACUUCGUUUAUAUGAGGCAUGAUGGCUCACGCAACGCUGAAGAAGUAGAGUUUAACCCAGAUUGGAGUUUGGCUGUCGACAGUGUCUACUCUCAUGAUGAUUUUGCGAGUCGACUAUGACGCGCCGUAUGGAGGAGUUGAGACGCAACAGGGAGACCCAGGCUGCAUAAGUCUGGGUAUAAUUUCCAUUCCGAACUUCUCAGUUGAGAAAGGGGGUUUCUAUUGUAAUCUGCUCUGCUUGGUUGGGAAAUGGGGUGGUACUAUAUGGCUGGGUAUAGUUCGUUUUCUAAACUGCUCAGUUGAGAAUGGGGGUGACACAAAGUGCCCCAGUUGUUUCUGUUCUAACCUUCUCGGUGCAAAGCAAAGCAAAGCAAGAAUGAAGUCGCAUGUAUCGUCCACUGGCCCGAUCUCCUGGUGCCAUGGGUCUCUCAGAGGCACCAAGUCGAUCUCACUACCCGAGUCACAAGAAGAGUAAUAUAGUAGCUCAACCUCGCGUUUCUUGUUGUUAUGCUCGAUAGUUCACUGUGCUUAGUGUAUGCAGAAGUGUAAUUAAAAUCCGUUAAUAAUCCCUUGAUAACUCCC
Molecule: messenger RNA, 3449 nt
Organism: Pseudogymnoascus destructans
Lineage: Eukaryota; Fungi; Ascomycota; Leotiomycetes; Thelebolales; Thelebolaceae
Exons: 3
Coding region: 121-1965 (614 amino acids)
Source: RefSeq, a predicted model, not a curated record